CUCGAACCACCGCUAUUCCUCCACAGUUCGGCGAUCGUGAUGCGUUUGGUACCUCGAGAGGAAGCUAAACUGUUGCUCCACCAGACUGGUUUCUUGGCACAGAAACGGCUUGCCCGUGGUGUGCAGCUAAAUCAGACCGAAGCUGUCGCUCUUAUUGCCUCUCAACUGCAGGAAUUCAUACGAGACGGUCGACACUCUGUGGCACAGCUGAUGCAGCUCGGCAAGGACUUGCUCGGGCGCAGGCAUGUCCUUCCCAGUGUGCCCAGCCUUUUGCAUGAGAUACAAGUCGAGGGAACAUUCCCAGACGGAGUGUUUCUCGUCACCGUGCACGAUCCCAUCUGCACGGAUUCUGGCAAUCUGGAGAAUGCGCUGUAUGGAUCGUUCCUACCCGUACCUUCGAAUAAUCUCUUCCCGAUCAUCGACAUAUCUGAAUACGCCCGUGAGAAGCUACCUGGAGCCAUUGUGUCGCGCCCAGAAUCCGUCGUGCUCAACAAGGGCAGAGAGCGCAUUCAGUUGCGCGUGACGAACACUGGGGAUCGACCUAUUCAGAUCGGCUCCCAUUACCAUUUUAUCGAAACCAAUUCCGCCUUGUCCUUCGACCGUGGCAAGUCGUAUGGGAAGCGUCUCGACAUCGCAGCAGGGACGGCUGUCCGAUUCGAGCCAGGGGAUGUCAAGACCGUCACGCUAUGCUCGAUCGCAGGUGGCAAAAUCAUCUCUGGUGGCAAUCGCUUGGCGUCCGGCGUGUAUGAUCUGUCACGGACUGACCAGAUCGUGAGCGCUCUGAUCCAGAAAGGCUUCGGCCACACGCCAGAACCCGGCGCCUUGGAAAUCACUGCGGAUACAGAGAUUAGUCGCGAGGCAUAUAUCUCGAUGUUUGGACCCACGAUCGGGGACAGAGUUCGUUUGGGAGACACAUCUUUAUGGAUCGAGGUCGAACAUGACGAGACUGUUUAUGGUGACGAGGUCAAGUUUGGUGGAGGGAAGACGAUUCGUGAAGGAAUGGGGCAAGCCACCAACCGCCCCUCGUCGGAGACGCUUGAUCUCGUUAUCACGAAUGCACUGAUCGUCGAUUGGUCUGGGAUCUACAAGGCAGAUAUCGGUGUCAAGGACGGAGUCAUUGUUGGCCUCGGAAAGGCCGGUAAUCCGGAUGUUAUGGCCAACGUCCAUCCCUCGCUGAUCAUCGGGUCUUCCACCGAAGUGAUUGCAGGCGAGAAACUGAUCGUGACUGCCGGGGCUAUUGAUGCCCACAUCCAUUUCAUCUGUCCUCAGCAGGUGGAAGAAGCCCUCGCAGCAGGCACGACCACGAUGGUCGGCGGCGGAACGGGGCCCAGUGCCGGGACCAAUGCGACAACAUGCACGUCCAGCGCUUUCUACAUGCGGCACAUGUUGUCGGCAACAGACGGUCUGCCGAUGAACUUUGCUUUCACCGGGAAAGGCAACGACGCGGGACCUCACGCGCUGGAGGACAUCGUCAAGGCAGGCGCCGCUGGACUGAAGCUGCACGAGGACUGGGGCACUACCCCUGCCACGAUCACCACUGCGCUGGACAUCGGGGAUAAGUAUGACGUGCAGGUCAACAUACACACUGACACGCUGAACGAGAGCGGCUUCGUGGAAAGCACAAUUGCUGCUUUCGGGGGCCGGACUAUCCACACAUAUCACAGCGAAGGCGCCGGUGGCGGCCACGCUCCUGACAUCAUUGUUGUCUGCGGACUUCCAAAUGUGAUUCCUUCCUCGACUAACCCAACCCGGCCGUUCACUCGCAACACGCUCGAUGAACAUCUCGAUAUGCUGAUGGUCUGCCAUCACCUCGACAAAUCGAUUCCUGAAGAUCUCGCAUUUGCGGAAUCUCGCAUCCGGGCAGAAACCGUUGCCGCCGAGGACGUAUUGCACGAUCGGGGUGCCAUUUCGAUCAUCAGCUCGGAUUCCCAGGCGAUGGGCCGAGUGGGGGAGGUGGUCAGCCGGACGUGGCGGACUGCCAGCAAGAUGCGCGAUGUUCGUGGGCCCCUGUCCGAGCUUGGAGAUCGGGAAGGUUGCGACAAUGGACGAGUCAAACGUUAUAUCGCCAAAUACACGGUCAACCCUGCGAUCGCGCAAGGCAUGAGUCACUUGGUCGGCCAAGUCUCCGUCGGAACUCUCGCAGACUUGGUGCUCUGGAAGCCAGAAAACUUUGGUUCCAAGCCUGAGAUGGUGCUCAAAUCAGGAGUUAUCGCGUGGUCGCAGAUGGGUGACGCUAAUGCAUCAAUCCCGUCGGUGCAGCCUUUCUUCGGCAAGCCGAUGUGGGGCUCGAAGCCGGCCUCGGCAGCAAUCAACUCUGUCGCCUUUGUGUCACACAUUUCGCUCGAGUCAGGCGCCAUCAGAUCUUACGGCCUCAAGAAACGCACGGAGGCAGUCAGGAACUGCCGCACCAUUGGCAAGAAGGACAUGAAGUGGAAUGAGGUCACCCCCAGAAUGACGGUGGACCCGGAGAGCUACGAGGUCCGUGCGGAUGGAGAACUGAUGGACGUCGCACCUGCAGACAAGUUACCCCUUGCGAGGGCCUAUAACCUCUUCUGAGCGUAAAUGAAGAAUUACAUGGUUGUCUGUACUGUACAUAUACAUCAAUGAAUCUUGGGUAUCUCCAAUCGCAUCUGAAUCGAUGCCUGUCGGCCGAUGUCACAGAAAGUUCCCUGAUCUCAAGGACGACUGGCCAGUAACCACCUUGUCAAUCUCGCUUCCAGUGGCUCGAUACCUGCACCUACGGGUGGUCAUCUAAACUGUGCAUCUAUAUCAGAUACAUCACAUCCAAUCAUCGACUGUCUGCCAGUGCCAGAGCCACUGCCUCGGCGUGUGCUCGUUUCUCUCAAUCACAGUCGGCGAAAGACUUAAAUAGAUGUGCUGCGCCUAGGUCUGUUACCCAUCCCUUGGUUCUCGUGCCUGCCUCUUGCCCCCCUCUCUCCAGUCAGCCAUCCCUACACCAUCCACGGGCACGACUGGAACCUCUCUCAGCAGCUGCAGCGCAGUUUACCGAGCAUCCGGAAGCUACCCGGACCGAUAUAUAAGCCGCCGCCUACCGCCUCAGUUCUAUACCGGCUUCUAUCAUGAGCAGCCGAGCUGGAGGACGGCAAGCCAUGUCGGAGCUCAAGCUCCGUCGUGUGCUCGAACACAAUCAGCGCCUGCGAGAAGACCUGACGCGGCCGAGAUUACGGGUCAGCGAAGCCAGCGCGAGUCUCAUCCACUUCUGCAAAAUGACCAAAGACCUCCUCGUACCCUCGGUCUGGGGCCCCGUUGGCAAAUCCGACGACCCGUACGGAGCUCAGACGCAGACGUGCAAAUGCUCCAUCCAGUAAUGUCUGCACUCUAUACCAUAUCUCUCUGUAGGAACAGAUCAUGUACCACAUGUCUAUAGAACAUUGUAUCUCUGGGCUGUCAAGCCUUCAGCUUGUCCAAGAACGUGUUGACCCCAGUCUCGGGGAGAGCGCCGACAAACUUGUCAACGGCCUUCCCGUCACGGAAGGCAAUCACUGUGGGAAGUGCCCUGAUCUGGUGAAGGGGUUUGCAUCAGCAGGCAGGCGCUCUCAGUCAUGACUCUGAGCACGGCGAACUACGCACCUGAUGGCUGGAUGCGAGUCCGGGCCCGCCCUUUUCCUCGUUCUCGAUGUCGAUGGUAAGCAGGUCCACCUUUUCUCCUCCGGUACUGCAUGUCCAACGAAUAAGCUCGGGAGUCUCAGGGAUCAGAGGACAACGUACUCUGCAUAGAAGUCUACGAGAACGAGUCGAUCAUGGGUGCCGUCUAGUGCAACGCGUUUAAAGUCCUGCGGCAUUCACGCUUUAGGGCCAGGUUGCCGACAUAUCAGUUUGCAACUAACAGCACUGGUUGCGUUGAUGAUCUGUUCCCGUCUACACGCAGAAGAGCGGAACCCUGCACUCUUGACGAUAUUCCCCAGUCGCCCGGUCGACAGUAGUGCUACACGAGAUCGAAGAGGCAAGGAGUGGCGGAACAGUAGAGUUGCCAUGGAGAAGGAAUACGCGGCCUCGAAGAGUGGGAGAAGAGAAUGGAAUAGAUGACAGUGGGCCGUGGCACCAAUGAGAGUCCAAAGUAGAAAUGAUCCAUCUGCCGGUUGUCAUUCAAUCAAGGAUGUCUCGACCAUUUAUAUAACGGUUCAUCCACAUCAAACAUCCACCGCUUCCCUUUCGUUCUUCCCCAGAGGUCAUUUUGCAGCACCAGAGCAGCGCUCUCCCGACUUUCGUUAACUUCUUCGAUUUCACCAUCCAUUUUCGUCAAGUCUAUCAUGCGUUUCGUUCUUGCUGCCGCUGCUAUCGCGCCCCUUGCCGCCUAUGCCGCAGAUAACCUCGUCCUCGUUGGUGCAGGUGGUCUUGCGUUCAGCCCACCGAACAUCACAGUCGCGAACGGCGAUACUGUUACAUUCCAGUUCCAGGGCAAGAACCACUCCGUGACCCAGUCUACUUUCGCGAACCCAUGCUCCAUCAUGACCACUCCUACUGUCGGCAUCAGCUCUGGCUUCCAGGCCGUUGCUGCGACCGCGUCCCAGCUUCCAGAAUGGCAAAUCACGGUCAACAACUCUACGGGUCCCAUCUGGUUCUUCUGCGGUCCGUACCAACCCUGCGAACCACUGUGAGGCAGGAAUGGUGUUCAGCGUGAACGCCGACCCCAAUAGCGCAAAGAGCUUCGCUGCUUUCCAGGCCAAUGCUAAAGCGCUGGCCAAUUCUGGUGGAGGUGCUGCCGCUGCUCCGGCCGCUUCUGCAUCAGGUGCUAGUGCCAGUGCUCCAGCCGCCUCCGCAGGGGCCAGUGCUGGUACCGUAGCUGCCGUGAGCGCGGGUGCCAGUGCGGCCUCUGCCGCCGCCGUUGCAGUCAACAGUGCCGCUGGUCUGGUCGCUUCUGCAGCUGGCGGGUCUGCCGGCGCUGCUGCUACUGGUGCAGCCAACGCCCUGACCGCUGCGGCCAGCGCAUUGACGGCUGCCGUCCCUGCAUCAAGCGCGUCGGCCAAUUCGACGUCGACUGGUGCCGGUGUGCGUCUCAGCAGCAGCUCGAUGACGUUCCUCGCCGCUGCGGGUCUCGCUGCCGGUUUGCUUUUGUAAACGGGUGUUGGGUAGACAUCGAUGAUGCCCCACGGACUACAUACAUGGACGAUUCGCAUUAUUACAGCUCGAUUGGUGUAAGAAGUUGAUAUCAUCACGGACAAUGUACUGGUUUACAUACGCUGCAGUCUUUCUCUCGGGUUAUGCUUGUUG
Molecule: messenger RNA, 5232 nt
Organism: Mycena citricolor
Lineage: Eukaryota; Fungi; Basidiomycota; Agaricomycetes; Agaricales; Mycenaceae
Source: the annotation of a GenBank genome assembly